Messenger RNA from Mixia osmundae IAM 14324, 1901 nucleotides. RefSeq lists its product as uncharacterized. Lineage: Eukaryota; Fungi; Basidiomycota; Mixiomycetes; Mixiales; Mixiaceae. Gene Ontology annotation, biological process: unsaturated fatty acid biosynthetic process. The transcript is spliced from 9 exons. Gene Ontology annotation, molecular function: stearoyl-CoA 9-desaturase activity; iron ion binding. The coding region runs from base 350 to 1783 and encodes 477 amino acids. The record is from RefSeq and is a predicted model, not a curated record. Gene Ontology annotation, cellular component: endoplasmic reticulum membrane.
AGGGCCUCAACGAGUUUGACCGUGAGAAAGUCAAGUAUGAGGCACGCAACCGUGCUGAGCGUCAGUACGACAACUACUGAGCGGUCACUCUUUGCUUCCGUCACAUAAACGACAAUAAAAGCCUAGCGAGCUACAAAAGGGCGACAGACAACGAAAGCACAAGUAACACACUCUCAUGAAAGCUCUCCACAUUCGAUGCAUAUUCAUGCACUUUCAUGCUGUUCACGCAGACAUUAGACAUAACUUUUGACGCGUUGAUGCUCGUUGAUAUGCCGAAGCGCGCGCGGCAACUCCGAUCGUCCUUGACCUGCCGUGCGCUAGACUGCUCCUGCCGCCUCAACAGCACGCGAUGGCGGCAAUGGAGCUACUCCAUGCGGCCUUGUCAGCUUCGACUCCGACAUCGCUAGUGGACUCGCCCGAGCUCACAUCUUCAAGCUCCGGGUCAGAGGAGGAUCGCGCAUCGGAAUGUGAAGAGCCCAACGAUCAUCGUCGGCAAGCUCGGCAGUCUUCUUCGAGCAACACAGCACCCAUCUGGUGGGCCAACUGUAUCCUCUUCUGGGGCCUGCAUCUCUUUGCGCUCGUCGGCAUCCUUGUACUCUCGCCAGUAUGGGAGCUCAAGCUCAAGACGGCCAUGUUGUGCUUCUUCUCGUGGCAGCUUGCGAUCUACGGCAUCACCAUGGGCUAUCACCGUCUGUGGUCUCACAAGGCAUACGAAGCUCGUCUGCCUUUGCGAAUCGUGCUAGCCGGCAUGGGAUGUCUCGGCUUCCAAGGCAGCAUCCGCUGGUGGGUUUUGCGUCAUCGUCUACAUCACCGCUGGACGGACAGCGAUGACGACCCAUACGACGCGCAAAAGGGCCUCUUCUUCAGUCACAUGGGAUGGAUCUUUCGCAAGCCGAGCUAUCCUAAGAUGCCGCUCAUUGAGCGCCGCGACCUCGACUCAGAUCCUGUCGUACGAUUCCAGCACAAAUACUACUUGCCACUGACCCUGUUCUUCGGUCUCGCCCUUCCGACACUACUCGGCGCGUCUUGGGGCGAUGCGAUGGGUGGCUACAUAUACGGCGGCGUCCUAGCACGCAUCAUGAUCUGGCAUACCACCUUUCUCAUCAACAGUUUUGCGCAUUACAUUGGUGAGCAGAAUUAUUCUGAGGAGGUCACUGCGAGAACGACGCUGAUUCUUGCUAUACUAACUGCUGGCGAGGGCAAUCAUGAUUAUCACCAUGCCUUUCCUAAAGAUUUUCGGAACGGACCCGGCAUUGCUGACUACGAUCCUACCAAGUGGGUGAUCUGGAUGUUACAUCGCUUUACCUCUCUGGUGCCUGUCAUCUACGCCACGCCAGAGCAUGAGAUCCUCGAAGCGCGCGCUCACGUCUUGCAUUCCAAAGCAUCGCGAUUGCAAGAUCUCAGCAGUGAUUCAGAAGCGCCAAAUUCGCGCAUACCGAGUGACGACAGCCUGCCAAUCUGGCGAGUCGACGAAGUCACCGAGCACGUCAGGCUUCUCACCGCCGACAAGAUGGCCAGAGGUUCGCUGAAGAGACCGCUCGUCAUUAUCGUCGAUAGCUAUGCGCUCGACGUUGCGUCAUAUGCCUCGCUGCAUCCCGGAGGCUUCGCAGUCCUGCGAUCACAUGCCAUCAAAGGUCGCGAUCUGGAAUUGCCUGGCGACAGGGGUCGCUAUAUGGAUGCAAGCAAAGCCUUCCAUGGCGGUCUGAACGAUCAUCAAUGGAGCGCACGCGAAAAGGCAAAGACGUUUCGAAUCGCGAGAGUAGUCGGAGAAGCACGGGCAUAGUCACUCAUAUUGCACAUUACCCAAGGAGACGUCCCUUGUAGCACGCACGUUGCUCUCAUGACCGGCAGCAUAUUAGAUUGUGUCAAACUGCAUUGUAUUUCUACAGUCUGCUUCCGCU